Molecule: messenger RNA, 600 nt
Organism: Fusarium keratoplasticum
Lineage: Eukaryota; Fungi; Ascomycota; Sordariomycetes; Hypocreales; Nectriaceae
Exons: 3
Coding region: 1-600 (199 amino acids)
Source: RefSeq, a predicted model, not a curated record
AUGAUGCCCAGCUUCGUGCUGCCUUUCCUGCUGCUCAUCAUGGUGCAAAGCACUCUGUACCGCCUCGCACCUCGUUCUCCUGACACUCCGCUGUCAGCAGCUACCAAGACCCGACAAGUUCCCUUGUAUCGGCUCAAGAGCCCGACUGUCUUCCUCUUCGUCAUGUCUUCUUACAACUAUGAAGAUGACGAUGUCUACAAUGGUCCUGGUUGCUGUAUGAAGUGCUGUCGAGCACUUGAUGUUGGUAAUCAUGAUGCGUGCGGGGCAUGUUAUUGCCGCCGCAGUUUCCGACCGGAUUACGAUCGCGACAUCUAUCCAGGCUGGAGCUUCGGAGAGUACUACCCAGGUAGUCGACGUGAGGAUUGGGCGGGUACGUCCAGCAACGCUGCGCCUGUCACUAACAACUCCAACAACCGGGGUGGGCGUGGAACUUCUUCCCGGAACACCUCCGAUUCAACUUCCCACAGUGCCCUCCAGGCUACGACCGCCUCUGAGACUCGUCAGUCUCCUGAGAAUGGUGGAGAUUCCAAGGACUCUGACAAGUCCGAGGAAAAGAAGGCUAAGCCAAAGUCAUUCUGUGAGCACCCCGGAAGGAAGUGA